GAGAGCAAGAGAGAGAGAGAGAGAGAGAGAGAAGAGGUGAAUCCGAAACACUUGGCUUUGCAGUCUUUGAUCCCAUCCGUAGACGGAUUCCAUCUCACUGCUCAGCACCGCUGCACAGAGCUGGUAGCAGACAUGGACUCCCUCUCCACACCUCAUAAUAUCCAGAUCAGUGAGGUGACCUGUGACUCCUUCCGCAUCGCCUGGGAGAUGGUGCCUGAGGACGCGCAGAGGGUGACCCACUACUUCAUUGAUCUGAGUCGCAAGGAGGGCGGGGACCCCAACCGCUUCAAACACAGGGAUGUUCCCACCAAGCUGGUGGCCAAGGCAGUCCCCCUGCCCAUGGCUGUGAGGGGACACUGGUUUCUGAGCCCCCGCACAGAGUACUGCGUGGCUGUCCAAACGGCCAUACGGCUACCAGAUGGGGGAGACUACCACGUGUCUGACUGGAGCCAAGUGGUGGAGUUCUGCACUGGGGACUAUGCUAUGGAGCACCUCCAGCAGCUUCUGGAGAAAGCCCAGGGCGUAUCAGGGAGAAUGCUCAGAUUCUCUAUGUUCUAUCGGAACCAACACCCCGAUUACUUCCAUCAUGUCAGGACGGCGUGUGGGGGACUGAUGCAUCGAGCACUGAAAGACAACAGCGGGAGCCAUGGCUCUCCAAUCAACGGCACCCUGCAGGGAGUCUUCUUCAGUUGCCACACAGAGUUUGACACGGGCUUGCCCCCGAACGACUCCCCCUAUGGCCCCCUGCGCUUCCAAAUCCCCGCUGGAUGCCUGCUCAACCAAACCACCAGCCUUUACUUUGCUGACUUCUACUGCAUGUACACUGCCUACCACUACGUCAUUCUGGUGCUGGCCCCUGCUGGCUCAGAGGGGGAUGACUUCUGCCGCACCCGGCUGCCCAAGCUGGACCUCUCAGCCAAUCCCUUCCUGACCUACAGCCCCCCGCAAAGGGAGGGGGAGGAGCCUGUGUUCUGCCACGCCCACGACGUGAUCCUGGAAGUGUUCUUCACCGAGCCUGUGCACCUGGAGCAUGGCACUCUUGCAGAGAUCAGCGGCCAUCACCAGCUGAUGAGCCAGUCCACAGCUAAUGCCAAAAAGGAUCCCAGCUGCAAGAUCUGCAAUAUCAGUGUGGGUCGCUAAGCUGGGCAGGGUGGAACUCAAAUCUGGACUCAUUUUUGUGGAAGGACAACAGGUAUGUGGGACACCCCACCUGCCUGACCGUGUGCAUGCUCUUCACAACACGUGGAGUUAAAGACCAAAAAUGAAAAUAGCCCCUUAUCUCCAAAAAUGAGUUUACCAAGGGUUACAUUUCUCUUUUAAAAAAAUCCUCAUAAUAGAAAGAUAAGCCUUAUGUUGACAGCAUGUUAACAAAACUGAGAGAACAGACCAGGGUAAAAUUGUAUUUGGUUAGGAACAAGGCCAUUCUACUGUACAGUAUAUGUACUAUAAUGCUAUUACAUUUUAGGUUGGUACAAUUGUUGCCAAGGUGUUUAAAGCAUUCUGUCCAGUUGAUCUCGGUAUGUUCAGUUUGUAAUGUGUUUUAUAUUGCUUGGGUUAGUCAUAAAAACUCUUUAAUGUCAUAAACUUAAAUCAGAAAACAGGCAACCACAAUGGCUAGAAGUUUGUAAUAUGUAAUACAAAAAACAAAAACUCUUCAUCUGUUUUUUCUUUAUAAAUAUUGAACAAAAACCAGCAGAGAAAACAAGCCUUUCCUAGUUUUUUUUGCCUCUCCUAGCUAGCAGCAGUACCUACCUCCAGGCCAGUUUGAGGUGGGAAACAUGAUGAGUCAUUUGCUGAAGAAAUGCUGGGUUCUGACAUUUGUUAAGCUGACCGUUAAACUCAACUUGACUGUUCAAUCAUGAAGCUUGUCUAAUUCUUUUGUGAUUGAAUUCUGGGUAGGUUUUCACAUUGCUUCUGUCUUUUGGACUCAAUGGCAUACAAUGCAUGCUCUGUUGCCCAUAUAUGGUCCUGGAUGCACAAUGUGUAUUUUCUUUAUAUUUUUGGUUCUACAUGUGCCACAGUUAUUCAGGAUUCAUUUAGCUAUUACAAUUAAAUGCUGACCUUAUAUACAAAUUACAGGAAUGUGAAAGAAAGAUAUGUGCUGAUAAAAAGAUAAAAUGUGGUUUAUCCAAAACUGUUUCUUACUAUCUGAUAUUUGACAGUCUCAGUUAAGACAAACUGCUAUUUUGACUUAUUUCAUCAAUAAAUCAAAUGUAUUAUAACAAUGACCGAUCAGCAGGUACCUCAAUAUCAAAUCCAGAUCAGCAGUCUAUCAACAGCAAGCCACACUAUUUGAAUGAACAUUCCCUAUAACAUUGGCAUAGUGUUACAAUUCUCUGCCCUGUACCUUGCACUUUUAUUCAGAAUAGACUUCUCAGUGCACCCCUCCAUGCUAUCCACAAUUUCCUCAUAUCAUAUUUAAAUAACUGCGGAUGAGACAUUUAUAUAUCGAGUACCCCUCAGUACAUGACUUAGGAAGCACAAUUGAUACAUUUGUGUAAAGUGAAUGAAAUUGUACACUUGAAUGUUUAAACCUUCAAACGACAUAUCAUUGAAUGGGGCGUGGAGGCAGGGGGCCAUGCACCUGAUACAUGCUGUGAUUUAUAGUGUCUUGAGUAUCCCUAAAUGUUUUUACUGUCUUAUGAAAGUCCCGUAUGUAUUGUGCAAAAUGACCAACAGUCCAUGGAACUACCACUGACUGUAUAUAUACUGAAAUAUUUUACAUUCUUGCAAUUACUGUAUUAUAUGUGUACAUAAUCUAUGUGUUUAAAUGUGUUUCUGCCAAUUAAAUCUGCACCAGGAGGGUUAA
This is a messenger RNA of Conger conger (European conger), 2809 nucleotides long. RefSeq names its product phytanoyl-CoA hydroxylase-interacting protein (gene phyhip). The record is from RefSeq and is a predicted model, not a curated record. Lineage: Eukaryota; Metazoa; Chordata; Actinopteri; Anguilliformes; Congridae. The transcript has 5 exons. Bases 133 to 1140 code for a protein of 335 amino acids. Gene Ontology annotation, molecular function: protein binding. Gene Ontology annotation, cellular component: cytoplasm.